Molecule: messenger RNA, 2268 nt
Organism: Triticum dicoccoides
Lineage: Eukaryota; Viridiplantae; Streptophyta; Magnoliopsida; Poales; Poaceae
Exons: 17
Coding region: 213-2165 (650 amino acids)
Source: RefSeq, a predicted model, not a curated record
CAGAGGCAUGCGCAGCACGGCGGCAAGCUUUCUCCUCCAAAUUCGAUUCGAGUCAACCGCGAGGGCGAGGGCACGGGCGGGCGCAUUCGUCGGCCGCUGGGGGAAAACACCGCGGCGCACCGGACCGCACGCAUCGGCGGGUUUCCUCUCCGCCGCACGCCCGCACCCCCGAUCGGCCCGAGGAGGAGGCGGAGGGAAGGCGACCGGGACCCAUGUCGUGGCUCCGUAAUGCGGUGCACCGCGCCGUCGAGGCGGGCGGCGGCGGCAUCUCCCUCACCACCCGCACCGUCCGGACCGGUCUCGGCUACGCCGGGCAGGCCGUCGUCGGCGGCGCCAGGCUCAUCAACGGCAUCGGGAAUCGCUACUACAAGAGCUUGAAGCUGACGGCCAAGAGGCUGGAGGAGGACGCGCUCUCCUGCAGAGGGGAGGAGAGGGUGCAGCUGCUGCGUCAGUGGCUCGUCGAUCUCAAGGAGACGGAGCGCGCCGCCUCGUCGAUGCCUGUCGACGGUCCCAAUCAAGCGGCGCCAGUCUUGGAUCUGUACGUGGAUUACGAGAAAGCGGAUGAGCCCAUGACCUUUUUCCAUGUUUUCCUCUACAGUCAAGCGCUCGAGUGCAUUGUUCCGUCCAUGGUGGGUUCGGUUUUGCGCAGCUCGAUUACGCCAAUGUGCCAGCUUCUGCCAUGUAGUAGCUUACAUGGAAUGUGUCUUAACGGAGGGGAGGAUGUGCACAAUACACUUCUGAGCAGCAUAUGUGACUUGGCAGACUUAUUUUCGUGUUACAGUGAUGAAGUAUUGGCAAAACGUGACGAACUGCUUCAGUUUGCUCAAUGUGCCAUCUCAGGAUUAAAAAUAAAUUCCGAAAUUUCAAGAUUGGAUAAUGAGAUCAUGCAGCUGCAACAAGAGAUAAAUGCAAUUGAUGCUGUGCGAGUUAACACAACCAGGAACCGUAAUAAAGCAUCUCCGAGGGUCCCUGAGGACUACAAAACUGCAGCUGAUGAGGUUCGUCUAUGCUCCAGAAUGGAAGACCUUGUAUUAAAGAAGAAAUCAAUACACCCUGGCGACUCACUGGAGACUCAUUUUCAGAAGGUCGAUAAGCUGAAGGUUUUGUCAGAAUCCCUUGCAAAUUCGUCCGCCAAAGCAGAAAAGCGUAUAAUGGAAAAUAGGCUGCAGAGGGAAGAAUCUCUUAGCUUCAAAAUUACGAAAACAAAUGAAGUUAGUAUAACUGAAAAGGAAUUAGAAGGUGAGAUCUCUGGACUCCAGAAGCGAAGGGGUCAACUUGAGGUAGAACUAAGCAAAGUAAAUACGAAACUGAAUGUGACUGUCGUGAAGCUUAAAAAAACUAGAGAGGAGAAAGAUCAAUUUGAUGAAGCCAGCAAUCAGAUAGUGCUACACUUGAAAGCAAAGGAAGAUGAACUAUCAAGAUCUGUUGCUUCCUCCAAAGUAGAAGCAAGCACUGUCCGAGCUUGGAUCAACUUUUUAGAAGAUACAUGGAAGUUGCAGUCUUUAUAUGAAGAAAUAAAGGAAAAACAGGCCAAUGAUGAACUGGAUAGAUGUGGAGUCUGCUUUGUGAAUUUGAUUAAGCAUCAUGUUUCCGCAUGCGUGGACGAGCUGAAUACCUCUGUAGAUUGUAUAAAGACCUUUGUUGACAACUUGAAAAUUUUCAGUGACAGAUCAGUAUCAACGGAUGAUGGAGGUCUGUCAAAGCAAUCGAACCCACGUAAAUACCUCGAGGAAGAAUAUUUGGAAACUGAGAAAAAGGUGGUAACCGCAUUCAGUUUAGCUGAUAAUAUCAGAGCAUUGACAUUCUCAAAUCCAGAGCGUAAAACCAGGCUAGAUGACCCUGAGGUGAAAAAUCUGUUUGCCAGCAUCGACAGGCUGCGGGUCGAAUUCGAGUCGGUUCCACGGCCAGUACUGCAGAUCGAGAUCAACGAAAAAGAAGAGGGAUCGAGACGAACCCGAUCGCCCUCCUCCAAGGGCGGCGGCGGCGGCACGCCAACCCAUUCAAGAACCGAGUCCCCAAUCGCCGCCCAGCUCAGGACGCGGCUACCGUCGGAGUCGGACUCGGAGCCGGGGAAGUUCGACCAAGAUUACAGGGAAUACGGGGCCGACGACAUCGGCGGGUGGGAGUUUGAUGAUCUUGAAGGCGAGCUGCGGUCUGGCUUCUAGCAAAGGCUCGAAUAGUUGGUGUACAAUCAUUAGCACUGAAGAUCGGGGUAUGUAUGCGAUGUGUAGCACAUAGUUGUGGUGUACAUUAUGAUCCGCUUCAUUC